AUGGAUAUUGCAACAGGUCCGGUGUCACUUCAUGACUCUCCGUGGGAAGAACAAUCCGAAACGUGCAUCAUGUUGGACGGCAUAAAAAUGGAAGAUCAUCCGCUGCGAUCGGGACAAGCCACACUGGGUGUCAUGCUCGGGACAGAAUGCCACCACCAGGCCGUGUGUGAAGGCUGCCACCGUCCCAUCUCUGACCGCUUUCUGAUGAGAGUCAACGAGUCGUCGUGGCAUGAGGAGUGUUUGCAGUGCACAGUGUGUCAACAGCCUCUCAUCACCAGCUGCUACUUCAGAGAAAGGAAACUUUACUGCAAGCAUGACUACCAACAGUUGUUUGCAACCAAGUGCAGUGGCUGCAUGGAGAAGAUCGCCCCCACAGAGUUUGUGAUGCGAGCCCUGGAAUGCGUCUAUCACCUGAACUGCUUCUGCUGCUGCGUGUGUGACCGCCAGCUUAGAAAAGGCGACGAGUUUGUCCUGAAAGAGGGUCAGCUGCUCUGCAAAGUCGACUAUGAGAGGGAGAAGGACUUACUCAGCUCGGUCAGCCCAGAUGACUCAGACUCAGAAAAAAGUGACGAUGAGGAAUUGGACAUCAAGCCAGAGAAAGGAGGCAUAGGAGGCCAGGGGAAGGGGGAUGACAGCAAGGAUCCCAGGAGACCCAAAAGACCACGGACCAUUUUGACUACUCAGCAGAGACGAGCCUUCAAGGCCUCCUUUGAGGUGUCCUCAAAACCCUGCAGAAAGGUGAGAGAGACGUUAGCUGCAGAGACAGGACUCAGUGUACGUGUGGUCCAGGUGUGGUUCCAGAACCAGAGAGCUAAGAUGAAGAAGUUGGCCAGACGACAGCAGCAACAACAAGAACAACAGAAUUCCCAGAGACUUGGCCAAGAAGUAAUGUCAAAUCGAAUGGAGGGGAUGAUGAGCUCCUUCACACCUCUGCCUCCGCCACAGCAGCAGCUGGUCGCCAUGGACCAGAAUGGGUACAGUACAGACCCAUUCCAACAGGGGCUCACCCCCCCACAGAUGCCCGGGGACCACAUGAACCCAUAUGGUAAUGAUUCUGCAUUCCAUGACAUAGACAGUGACACAUCUUUAACCAGCCUCAGUGACUGCUUCAUGGCAUCAUCGGAAGUCAACUCCAUGCAGGCCCGUGUGGGAAAUCCCAUCGACCGCCUCUACUCCAUGCAAAAUUCAUACUUUGCAUCAUGAAACAGCAAAUAAAGGAGAAGAAAAACAGCACAUAAUAAACUUCCCAUUUCUACCUAAUGCCUGGCGACCGGAUACGCAAGCACAGAUGCGACAGAAGAAACCCACAGCUUGUGUGCAGGAGCUAACUCCAAGACUGUAAAAUCACUUGCAAGACAGUGAAGACCCCUGGGGCAAAAAGACUUUGUCACUUGUUAAAAAUCAUCCAGUGAGGUGGUUUAUUCCUUACAGGAGAUAUUACUUUUUUCGUUGCUCACAAGUAGAAAUUGAAGCCACUGAUGAAACACUCGUAAAACCAAAUAACUGUGGAUUUAUAUACAGUACAGUGCAUGAUCAACUGUAAACAAGUCCUCCCCCCUUGGUUAAGAUUAACAUGUGGUGUUUGGACUGCUUCUUCUUCAUACUACAUGGUUUCCCAUGUUCACAGCUAGCAUUUUGAUCACUAUGGAUAGGUACUAGAUAUUGUGUUAAUAGUCAAUAGGUGCAGCAUGUCUGCAAGAGUGACUGUACAUUUGUGUAUGUUCGAGAAUUUGUGGUGAGAAAGAAUUGUUUAGAGGGCUAAAAAAGGAUGUAGAACAUGGUGGGCAAGUCAGAUCAGUGAAGUGUAAAUACUUUUCCCAGGCAAAUUGGAUGUGCAUGUUAAAAAUGGAAAACAUUCUAUUUAUUUAACUAUAACAGGCUCUUGAAGGUACAUAUUAAAAAUGAAAAGCUUUAUUUAAAAAGGAGAACAUUUUUUUCUGUUGAGCAAUUAAUGAGUUUGAGUGUCACAACUCUUAUGUAUGCCAUUUUAAUAUGAAGAUUAACCCUUUGUUUGCCCAGCCAAGCUGUAAAUGAGCAAUGUGCUAUUUAUUUCGUACAGACCAUAAACUCUUUGUUGUCAUUGUCAUAUGUGCAUUCUCAAAAUGUUAAAGUUGCUAAUUGACCAAAGUUGACUGGUUUGAUGAAUAAACAAUGUCU
Molecule: messenger RNA, 2157 nt
Organism: Doryrhamphus excisus (bluestripe pipefish)
Lineage: Eukaryota; Metazoa; Chordata; Actinopteri; Syngnathiformes; Syngnathidae
Gene: lmx1bb
Product: LIM homeobox transcription factor 1, beta b
Biological process (GO): neuron differentiation; regulation of transcription by RNA polymerase II
Cellular component (GO): nucleus
Molecular function (GO): RNA polymerase II transcription regulatory region sequence-specific DNA binding; DNA-binding transcription factor activity, RNA polymerase II-specific
Source: RefSeq, a predicted model, not a curated record